Messenger RNA from Pristis pectinata (smalltooth sawfish), 590 nucleotides. Its product is annotated as cation channel sperm-associated auxiliary subunit TMEM249-like. Lineage: Eukaryota; Metazoa; Chordata; Chondrichthyes; Rhinopristiformes; Pristidae. The record is from RefSeq and is a predicted model, not a curated record. The transcript has 4 exons. Bases 1 to 423 code for a protein of 140 amino acids.
AUGACAGUGUGGGAGCAUUAUGUGAAUAUCAAGGGCAGCACUCACUUGGCCGGCUUCUUCAUAUUUUUUUUCCUGCUGGGAGUGUGGCUCGUCAUCACAUCCAUAGGCAGGCGGAGUCUCAUCAUUGACUUGAACGAGAACGAGUAUGAGUUCUACAUCUAUCGCUACCUGAUGCACAAGGGCCCCCUGGACGAAAUCUACAUUCGGCUCAAGUCUCAGAAGACUGGUCAGGGAGUGUUCUACUACAGUCUGAUCCUCAAUGGUCCUCACAUUGAAUUACUGAAUCUGACUGGGAUCAAGUUGUCCCAGAACGCAGAGAAGCUUGAAAGGCUGGGAUUGCGACUGUCUACAAAGUUAAAUCUGAACUACUUUGAUUGUUUUGAUGUAUCGCCCAGACACAGUAUUAGACACUGGCCGCAUUAAAGGAACGAAGACCAGCGAAAGGAGCUGGCAGUUCGGACUGGACACGCAUCAGAAUAAAAUCGCCUCCAUGGCUUGUGUUUCACACCUUGAGUUUCAAACACCAUCUCCACUCCGUGUCACCCUCCUAUGGUUCCUGGGCCCCUCAUCAUGGGAAUCUGUCCUGUAGU